Molecule: messenger RNA, 1188 nt
Organism: Wickerhamiella sorbophila
Lineage: Eukaryota; Fungi; Ascomycota; Dipodascomycetes; Dipodascales; Trichomonascaceae
Product: Nicotinate phosphoribosyltransferase
Exons: 1
Coding region: 1-1188 (395 amino acids)
Biological process (GO): NAD+ biosynthetic process
Molecular function (GO): nicotinate phosphoribosyltransferase activity
Source: RefSeq, a predicted model, not a curated record
AUGAUCGACUCACUGUUGGAUACGGAUUUGUAUAAACUCACAAUGCAAGCGGUUAUAUCCAAGCAUUUUGCGGAUGCAGUCGUUGAGUACACAUUGAGCAACCGUACAGAUGGCAUGAAGUUCAAUAAAAGUGCGUUCGAAUGGCUGAAGGAACAGGUGAUUGCCCUUGGUGAUUUGAGGUUUAGCAGUGAAGAUAUUGAGUAUCUUCGAACGGCAGUACCAUUUUUACCUGCAGAGUACCUUGAUUGUCUCAAAGAAGUCGAACUAAACCCCAAGAAGGAGGUAGACCUCACGCUGGACAACGGCGAUCUGAUCAUUACUGUCAACGGGUUGUGGAGCACGACCAUUCUGUACGAGAUUCCUAUUCUGGCAUUGGCGAGCGAGGCGUACUUUAAAUUUGUCGAUACGAAAUGGACAGUUGAUGGCCAAGAGUUACAAGCGUUCAACAAAUGCCGAAAGCUUCUUGAUAUCGGCUGCUCAUUUUCCGAGUUUGGGACUCGUCGCCGGCGGUCCAAAGAAACCCAAAAACUUGUAAUUCAGGGACUUGUUAAUGGAGCCCGAAAUCGUGAAGAUGAGAACAAACUAAUUGGCACCUCUAACAUUAUGUUUGCUCGUGAAUUUGGCUUGAAGCCUAUUGGAACCGUGGCCCAUGAGCUCAUGAUGGGUAUCGCCGCCUACGACCAGGACUACAAAAACGCAAACAAAAGGGCUAUGGAUGUUUGGCUAGACACUGUUGGGGGUAAGGCUGCCGGUUUCGCUCUGACCGAUACAUUUGGAACGCCAAACUUUUUGCAGACAUUUGUACCUCCUUACUCCGACUUGUAUCUUGGAGUCAGACAAGACUCUGGCGACCCCGUCGAGUAUACCCAGCUAAUUGCCCAGCACUACAAAAAACUUGGCUACGAAGCCAACACAAAGUUUAUUUUGUACAGUGAUUCAUUGAACAUUGAAACUUGUACCAAGUACAAGCACGCAGCGGAAGCCAACGGGCUGAUCCCAUUAUUUGGAAUUGGAACAUUCCUAUCCAAUGAUUUCCGCAAUAGCGACGACCCCACAGUGAAGUCAAAGCCGCUGAAUAUUGUCAUGAAGAUCUCAAAGGUUAACGGUUACCCUGCCAUCAAGCUGAGCGACAACGCUUCCAAAAAUACCGGCCCCCCGAAGAGGUCAAAAAGAUCAAGAAGGAACUAA